AACUGGGAGCUGAAGUGCUGACUCUGCUCACUCCAAGUGCCCAAACGCCUCAGAGCAGGGACAUGACAGGGUAACCUCUGUGCAGAGUGAUCGGAGGAGAGCUCACCCACUGGGCGGGAUCCAAGUACAACAUGGGAUUAACUUUGCCCUAUCUGUGCUGCUGAGAGUCAGUGAGAGCGCUGAUGUGAUCAGUCCUGGGCAAAGCACUGGUGGCAAAGAUGGGAGCAAAACUGCUCUGCCUCUGCAUCGCCUUCACCCUCGUGGCAUACUACAUCUACACCCCCAUCCCAGAGAACAUCGAGCAGCCCUGGAAGCUAAUGCUGAUAUCAGCAGUGUUCAGGACACUUGGGAACGUGGCUGAGGUUGCUGAGCAGCUGGGGCUGGCGAACUACAUGGAUGUCAUGAAGCUGUUCUCGACUGCUGAGUACACGGCACCAACCUCAGAUGAGAACGUGACUGUGACAGAUAAGGAGAUCAGUGGUGUUGCCGUCCGCCUCUUCCUGCCCCAAAAACCAAGAGAUGGCCUGCGGAGGGCAGUGCUCUACUUCCACGGUGGAGGAUGGUGCUUUGGGGACGCAGGCAUGACAGCCUACGACCUUCUGUCAAGAAGGACUGCAAGCCAAUUAAAUGCUGUUGUGGUAUCAGUCAAUUACAGGCUGGCACCCAAACACCACUUUCCAGUUCAGUUUGAAGAUGUGUAUUCAGUAUCGAAGUUCUUCCUGCAGAGCAGGGUGCUCUCCCAGUACAGCGUGGACCCAACGCGGGUCUGCGUUGCAGGAGACAGUGCUGGCGGCAACCUGGCAGCAGCUGUGGCACAGAAGCUGCUGGAGGACUCCGAAGUCACAACCAAGCUGAAGGCCCAAGCUUUGAUUUAUCCCGCUCUUCAAACUCUUGAUAUGAAUUUACCAUCCUACCACCAAAAUGCAGACAUGCCGAUUCUGUCCAAGUCACUCAUGAUCAGGUUCUGGAGUGAAUAUUUUACAUCUGAUCCAUCUCUCAGGGAAGCGAUGACCUCCAACCGCCAUGUCCCGGCCCAAUGGGGCCACUUGUUCCAGUUUGUGAACUGGAGCACCUUGCUGCCUGACAGGAUGAAGAAGGACCACGUUUACACUGACCCUGUGUACGGGAGCCCUGCGCUGGCAAAGAAGUACCCAGGGUUCCUGGACCUGCGGGCGGCCCCACUGCUGGCGGCAGAGGCACAGCUGCGGGCGCUGCCCCCCACCUACAUCCUCACCUGUGAGCACGAUGUGCUGCGGGAUGAUGGAGUCAUGUAUGCCACGCGCCUCAGGGCGGCGGGCGUUCCUGUCUCACAUGAGCACGCCGAGGAUGGCUUCCAUGGGGCUCUGACAUUUACUGCCAGCCCGACUGACAUGCCCGUGGGGCUCAGGCUGAUGAACAAUUACUUGCAGUGGCUGGAGGAGCAUCUGUAACUGGAGAUGGGCGCUGCAGCACACCUGGCUCAUCGCUGGGUGAAGCUGAGCUUGGUGCAGGAGGAUGGGGUCUGUGUGCUUUGGGUGUGAUUGCCAUAUUUCGUGUUGCCCUGAGGUGUCUGAAUCACAGUAUUUCUUGUCAUCUCCAUCAGGAGAACCAAUUUGAUUCAAAGCGUGCUUUUCUGGUGCUGCGUUCUGAGCUUAGGACCCAGGUACCGCCUGGGGACCCAUCUCCUGGCCAAGCCCCAUCAGGCUGUGCCUGGUCCCCACUGAGCAGCUGCCUGGGCUUGGUGGGCAGCGCUCCCACUGCAGCCCACCUUGCAGAGCGUAAGCCAGCGUGUGCCAUUGCUGUUUCACACGGAUGCUGCCCACUGUCUGCUUGCUCCCUACCCCUUGUGCCAGGUGCACUGCAGGCAGCAGAGGAGCAGUGGGCAGACACAGCGUGAGUGGCAGCAGCAGAAUCUGCCCACUGCCAGCCCUGCAGCACAGCUCAAGGUAAGCACCAUAAGGCCAAAGGGGAUGGCUGUGAGAUGGCGCAAAUACUAAAAAUGUGCACCCAUCUUACUCAGUAACUACUUACAUUAGGCUCUGUAAUAGAAGGAAGUAGUGUAACUGAGCAGCACUUGGUGCCCAUCAGACAAGGUGAGGCUGCAAAGGUGCUGCUCUUGUUAACCCUAUAGCUGUUACGCAGUUUUUAAGAAUAAAACUAACUAGGCAAACUUACAGGUUUGAAGGAGUUCAGCACUGUUUUGAAUGAAUAUCCUAUGUAGAUGUGCUCUCUAUGUUAAAUGUGAGUCCCUGAACUUGAGUGGUGAGCACACACGUUGGUUGGCUGUUGGUCUGAAGCUCAUUGCAAAACACCACCAACGAACUUGCAGCAUCCUGUUUCUUUUGCACAAAAGCUACUGCACGAAUGCUGGUUUUUCCAUGCGUGUAUGCAAGCAUUUAGAUGGAAUUAUGUCAUGAUUGCUGUGGUUUUGUCUUAUGUUGAAUACAAAAAGCUUUUCUGAUCCUAAUGCAAUGUUAUUUUUUACUAAUAAAUGGAAUAAGUGGGUGACAGAA
This is a messenger RNA of Coturnix japonica (Japanese quail), 2492 nucleotides long. Lineage: Eukaryota; Metazoa; Chordata; Aves; Galliformes; Phasianidae. The record is from RefSeq and is a predicted model, not a curated record.